Molecule: messenger RNA, 944 nt
Organism: Lagenorhynchus albirostris (white-beaked dolphin)
Lineage: Eukaryota; Metazoa; Chordata; Mammalia; Artiodactyla; Delphinidae
Gene: CD164L2
Product: CD164 molecule like 2
Exons: 6
Coding region: 106-630 (174 amino acids)
Cellular component (GO): cytoplasmic vesicle
Source: RefSeq, a predicted model, not a curated record
GGUUGCCCGGGUCUCGCUCCCUACACCCCGGCGGAGCCGAGUCCAGAAGGGACGCGCCACACCAGCACUCCGCAGACCCCGACCCCCAGGCUCCGCCUCCGCGCCAUGGCCGCGCCGGGACCCCGCGCCUUACGGGCUGCGCUCUGUGGCGGCUGCUGCUGCCUCCUCCUGUGUGCCCAGCUCGUUGUGGCUGGUAAAGGAGCUCGAGGCUUUGGGCGGGGAGCCCUGCUCCGCAUGAACAUCUGGCCAGCUGUCCGAGGGGCCUGCAAACAGCUGAAGCUCUGUGAGCAUUGUGUGGAGGGGAACAGAGCACACAACCUCACUGGCUGCGUGUGGGAGCAGUGUCAGCCGGAGGAGCCAGGACACUGUGUGGCCCAAGCUGAGGUGGUCAAGGAAGGUUGCUCUGUCUACAACCACUCAGAGUCAUGUCCAGCUGUGCACCACCAUCCCACUUAUGAACCGAAGACCAUCACAACAGAGGGCCCUUCGGUCCCCGAGGCGCACGGCCCUGGCUUUGAUGGGGCCAGCUUCAUUGGUGGCGUUGUGCUGGUACUGAGCCUGCAGACAGUGGCCUUCUUUGUCCUGCGCUUCCUCAAGGCCAAGGACAGCACCUACCAGACACUAAUCUGACCCCCUUCAGGCCUGGAUUCCACACUCAGGGGAAAAAGGAUGAAGAGGCUGCCCUCUUUACCCGCUUGUGGGCACUAGGGGUGGGAGAAACUGUGGUCACCAAAUUCUGGCCCCUGUGGGCACCGAGCAGGCUCGGUGCCCAAUACCUGACAUCCCCUCCUGUCUGGGCCUGGUACCUGCAGAUGAGAGCAUCCUUCAACCACCUCCUGUCUCAUCCAUCAUCCCUGUGGGGCCCCCUGCCUGGUACUAGGUCUGGAGCCUGCCUCCUCCCAUCAACCUGGCCUGGACACUGCCCCCAAAUAAAGGAGCUCUUU